GCUUGAAACCUGACCGACUCUCAACGACGACAACGACGACCCAUCCUCCCACCUCGUCCCUCUCUUCAGCUCCCUCUUCGAUUUCCCCGUUCGAGGUCCACAAGUCGCAAAAAUGGGUGGUGUCACCGUUCGCGAUGUCGACGCGCAGAAGUUCAUCGCUGCCUACUCUGCGUUCUUGAAGCGUCAGGGAAAGCUCCCCAUUCCUGGAUGGGUUGACACUGUCAAGACCUCCGCUUCCAACGAGCUCCCUCCCCAGGAUGCCGACUGGUACUACGUCCGCGCUGCUGCCGUCGCCCGCCACAUCUACAUGCGCAAGACCGUCGGUGUUGGCCGUCUCCGCAAGGUCCACGGUUCCGUCAAGAACCGCGGCUCCCGCCCCAACCACCACGUCGAUGCCUCCGGCUCCGUCGACCGCAAGGUCCUCCAGUCCCUCGAGAAGAUCGGUGUCCUUGAGCACGACGAGGAGAAGGGUGGCCGCCGCAUCACCCAGAGCGGCCAGCGUGAUCUUGACCGUAUCGCCAAGACCACCGUUGACGAGGAGGAGGAGGACGAGGAGUAAAUUAGUCCCGCUGGAUUUCGAUUUUAAAAUAAUGAAAAAGUCCUGAUGUUACCCCUCUCUCUUUUCUCCUCUCCCUCUAUUCUCCCUCCAUCUUCUUUCUACAUUUUAUUCACUUCUUUUGAACCCUUUUGUCGCUAUGUGUGAGUGAGGAAUGAAAGGGAAGAUCUAGGGAGGGGAGGGACGUGUCUGGUUGGGUUCAACAUAUCACCUUACGUCUACCCCGGACGUUCUUUUCUUCUGGGCAGAUACAAGGGACAGGCCAGAUUUCAUUGGAAAUUCGAUUAUCGGAUUUGAAGCGUGGGCAUGAGGCACUCGAGAUGACAGACAAAGACAAAGACAACCAACCAAUGGGAGAGGAUGAACUGAAUCAUGUGUUUUUUCUUAUUUUGUCCUAAACCACCCUCACACCCUCGAAUUUCAGUUGUUCAUGCCGGGCAUUUGCAAGUGAAC
This is a messenger RNA of Aspergillus homomorphus CBS 101889, 1009 nucleotides long. RefSeq names its product 40S ribosomal protein eS19. The transcript is spliced from 4 exons. Gene Ontology annotation, cellular component: ribosome; cytosolic small ribosomal subunit. Gene Ontology annotation, biological process: translation; ribosomal small subunit assembly. The coding region runs from base 113 to 559 and encodes 148 amino acids. Gene Ontology annotation, molecular function: structural constituent of ribosome; RNA binding. The record is from RefSeq and is a predicted model, not a curated record. NCBI's taxonomy places the organism in Eukaryota, Fungi, Ascomycota, Eurotiomycetes, Eurotiales, Aspergillaceae.